UGCAGCAAGAGUGGUAUGUAGUAAUUACAGAAAUUCAGUUUUAUCUUUUCAAUACUGUUGGCAUGCUUUUGUGGAACUAAAAUUCUAUAUCUGCUAAAAACAGGUAAAGCACAUAAAGAAGUUCAUACAUGCUGUGAACUUGACUAAGAUGAGAAUGCCGGGAGAAAGCCAAGAUACAAAUGUCACUCGAGAAAAAUGCAAAGGCGAAGAUGAUAAGGAAAACCUGAUUAUUGUUGAAGAAGCAAUGACCGAUGAAGAAAAACAAACCAGGAACUGGAUCUUACAGAAUAACGUUGCGGAGACAGACUAUGAACUCUAUGAAGACUUUGACUGCCCGCAACAGAACCCAUCAUCUGGUGAUUGCAGGCCCUUUAUGCUACAUUACAUGGAGAGCAUUGUAAACGGCGUAGAACCAACCAAGGAAGGUGGGGACAACAUGAGGAAAAGACUGCUUGAGAGGUUUAUGCACCUAGUAUUGGGGAGAAAGUGAGGCAUGAGAUUAGAUAUAACAUAUUUAGACAUGUAGUUUUCAUAUCCGAAGAGUAGGGAUUGUAAAGAGGUCGUACUAGCCUAAUCUUCAAACUAUGGUGAAAUGAACUGCAUUAUUGGAUGAUUUAGUAUACUGAUGCUGACU
Molecule: messenger RNA, 634 nt
Organism: Rosa chinensis
Lineage: Eukaryota; Viridiplantae; Streptophyta; Magnoliopsida; Rosales; Rosaceae
Exons: 2
Coding region: 149-490 (113 amino acids)
Source: RefSeq, a predicted model, not a curated record